Molecule: messenger RNA, 2113 nt
Organism: Priapulus caudatus
Lineage: Eukaryota; Metazoa; Priapulida; Priapulimorpha; Priapulimorphida; Priapulidae
Exons: 2
Coding region: 116-1459 (447 amino acids)
Source: RefSeq, a predicted model, not a curated record
AGGAGGAGGUGGAGAGACUGCAGAGAGGAAGCCGAGGCAAGGAGGAGGUGGAGAGACUGCAGAGAGGAAGCCGAGGCAAGGAGGAGGUGAUGCAAGACUAGAGAAGACACCCUGCAUGCAAGGAACCUGUGGAGGGAGCGCGGCCCGGGACGACGUGCCGACCUUGGGGAAAGGGAUCAAGGUCACGCGUCAGAAGCCUGAGUACGAUCUUAACAAGAAUCUCGCGUCGCCAGCGCUGCCUUCCCGGGGACGCAUCCCGGUAGAGCGGCCACCGACCCGUCCCGGGGCGAUCACCAUGGCAACACGUGCGGUCGUCGACGGCAACGACGUCUCUAGGGUCUGGCCUCCCGUCGCUAACGCCAACUCUCGGUCGGAAAUUAUUAGUAAUAUGUCCCUAACGAAGAACCCCGCUAACAAAUAUACCGUGACGAUUCAAUCCCAAAGUAAACCCUCGUUAAUCACACCACCCGUAAGUAAACCUUCACUUAUGACAUGGCCCCCGCAUAGAUAUUCACCAAUGACACAGCCCCUAGACAAGUCUUCACUGAUAACACGGCCCCCAGAUAAAUCCUCGGCGGUGAGACAGCCCCCCGGCACACAUUCGCUGAGGUCACGACCUCCAGACAUGCUGGGACGAGACUCGGAGAAGCGCUCCGAGUACAACAUCGUCAUACGCAGCGUGUGCGCGAGCAUCCGGCCAGCAGGGGGCGCUGCAGAGCGGCGAUGCCGCGCCGCCGCCAUGCACUCCCAUGACUCGCUGUACGGCAUCGAAGAACUUUCACGUGACGACAGCCCUGCCACCAGGUGGCGCUCGGGUAGCGUGGCACGUGACGACAGCCCCGCCACCAGGUGGCGCUCGGAUAGCGUGGCACGCGACGACAGCCCUGCCACCAGGUGGCGCUCGGGUAGCGUGGCACGUGACGACAGCCCCGCCACCAGGUGGCGCUCGGAUAGCGUGGCACGCGAUGACAGCCCUGCCACCAGGUGGCGCUCAGAUAGCGUAGCACGCGAUGACAGCCCCGCCACCAGGCGGCGUAUGGAUAGUGCGACCCAGCUACUUGACCUUUCUACGAUGUCAAGGUCGGAGCCAAACUUGAGCACAGAGUCGACGGAGACGCUUCUGGAAGACAUGAAGAUCUUCGCUCUACUCGAGACGAUUCAGUCGGAACCUAACCUCGCAGACGCGACGGUGGUGCCACCUACGCUGACCGCUCACACGCACAACCAAUCGCAGCCGCUGCCGACUGUUUACAGGCACGGCCACCAGGUGGGGCUGCUGGAGACGGACAUCGACGCGGUGUCACGCAGCGUCGUCAGUCUUGAGGAGAUUUACAAGUCUGAGCCGGACCUCUCACAGAGGGCGCCACUGACCACGGCUCUGCUAGGAGGCAGGCGAGUCAGGCAGGCAGGCGGCGGGGGCGCGCGCGCACUCUGCAUCGUGAAGGAAACACACUUAUAGCUCCCUCCUCCUCCUCCUCCUCCUUUUCCUCCACCUCCUCCUCCUCCUCCACCACCUCCUCCUCCUCCUCCUCCUCCUCCUUUGUCAGACCCUGCCAACCUAGCCGCAUUUGUUCCAGACUUCCGCGCUAGUCCUGUGUCACAUGUCCUGUGUCACAUGUCCUGUGUCACAUGUCCUGUGUCACAUCUCGGGUAGCUUGCCUUCAGCAGUGUGCAGCGUCGAGCCGCGCGAUUGGUCGAAAACCCACCAGGUGGAGAUUCACACGGGUGUAGCCAAUCGGAGAGCUCUGGCUCGUCAUGUGCGCAUGCGUAGUUUGUGGGAAUCAGGGAGCUUUGUUAAGUCAGUGAGCACCCGUGCAUGCACGAUGUAAGCGUGUAAUACUAGGUUUGCGGUGCACGCAAGGCUAGCAUACCCUCCCCCGCUGACUAAGCAGCUCGAAUGGAGAUGAUAUACUGCAUGUGUGAUCGCAUUCUGUUCCGAAAUGACAGAAGAUUUUGCUAGUCACCCAACGAGGCUUAUUGUAUAGCGUGACCCUAUUUGUAACUUGAUCGAACAGUGAUAAUGGAUCUAUAUCAAGAGUCGAUAAUAGAAAAUGUUCUAUUAGGGAGUCUUGAUCUAUAUGUAUUAUGUAUAUAUAUAUAUACAGGCGCGUAG